AUGAGUAUCAUCGGCAAAGAGAAUGGGUCUACAAGGGGUAUCAUUGAGGCAGAAGUCUCUAAUUCACGAAUUUCUCUUCUGCCUCAAGGCAAUCAUCUACGGAGUCUGAUGACUCUACUUCGCGAUUCAAACACAAGCGUCGCCACUUUUGCGGAUGUGACUGAAAGAGUUGGUGAUCAACUUAUUAGUGCUGCUCUCGAUUUACUUCCUGUCAACGAGACGAAAGUGGUCAGCCCGACUGGGGCUGAAUAUCAAGGCAUCCGAGAGACCACUGAGGUCUGUGGGGUGAGCAUUCUUCGAGCUGGUGCAAGUCUGGAAAAUGCCAUGCGACGAGGAUACACUGGCCCACUGAGCUUUGGAAAAUUGUUGAUUCAACGUGAUGAAUCAACGAGUCUUCCGACACUUUAUUAUUCCAAGUUUCCCACGGGAAUCGCUUCUAAGACUGUCUUCAUCCUUGAGCCAAUGCUGGCUACUGGGGGCUCGGCGUGUGCCGCAAUUGAAAGUAUCAAGGCAAAUGGCGUUGCCGAGGAGAAUAUUAUUUUCAUAAAUAUCUUAGCGUCGCGGCAUGGAAUCAGCGUGUUAUUUGAUCGAUUUCCCUCAAUUCGCUUGGUUACAGCAGCUAUCGAUGAAGAGCUCACAUUAUCAAAUCAUAUCAGUCCUGGAUUGGGGGAUUUUGGAGAUCGCUUUUAUGGAACACAUAAUUGA
Penicillium odoratum is the source of this 705-nucleotide messenger RNA. Its product is annotated as uracil phosphoribosyltransferase. Bases 1 to 705 code for a protein of 234 amino acids. The transcript is spliced from 5 exons. NCBI's taxonomy places the organism in Eukaryota, Fungi, Ascomycota, Eurotiomycetes, Eurotiales, Aspergillaceae. The record is from RefSeq and is a predicted model, not a curated record.